AUGGAAUGGUUGCAAAUGGUAACACCUGAGGAGAUAGCAUAUGUAGGUAAAAGGGUAAACACACUGGAAGAGUUAGAGGCUGCUGUGUGGAAGUACGCAGAGAGUAGAAUAAAGAGGAGACAUAUAUAUGAUCCAGUAUGCAGUGAAUGCGGGAGUAAGUCUAUUGUAAUGAUAGAUGGGGCAGAUACAUGCACACAGUGUGGUACUAGUAAUAUGAAUAACUUCUCAUACUACGUUAGUUACAACUACAACAAGGACGACUAUCUGAAAAAGAAAUCUCAUCACAACAGAGUCCGUUGGUUUGAGAGACACUUGUUCGAACAUGUUGCUUCUAGGGAUAGGGACAUUAUAAGGGAGCAGUUUAGAAGUAUAGUAAGAUGUAUACAAAGACUUAGACUGCAAAGGGGGCGCAAUAUAGUUAGAUACAAGUUUUACCUACUGAGGAUAGCCAGCAUGAAUGGUAUUUCCCUGAAGAACCCUCCCGAGGAUAUUAAGACUCAAAGGAUUGUGGACAUCCUUGAGGAUAGGUUGUAUGGUAAAGUUUUUGUUGAGCUUGGAUGGAAACCUGAGAAUUGUAAAUAUUAUAAUAACUGGAAAAUUAAAAAACACUUAAAGAAAUAUUAA
Messenger RNA from Paramuricea clavata, 624 nucleotides. The record is from the annotation of a GenBank genome assembly. Lineage: Eukaryota; Metazoa; Cnidaria; Anthozoa; Malacalcyonacea; Plexauridae.